GGUGCAGACGGCUGGCGUUGAUGACGAAUGAUUCGUGUUGCAAGAGCUGUCGCACGAGGACUGCAGCGAGCCACAUAAACAGCUGAAAACUAGUUUUGGAUCUUAAAACAUGGGGAAACAGAAGACUAAGAAGUUUGCUUCUAUGAAGAGAAUGAUCAGUUUAAAAGACCAUAGAAUAAAACAGAAGGAUCGUGCCAAACCAAAGGAAAUGGUAAAAAAAGAUCCAUCAGCAAUCAAGGAAAAAGAAGUGCUAAAAUAUCCUUCAUGCCUGUUCUUCCAGUAUAACACACAGCUCGGGCCCCCAUAUCACAUCCUGGUCGAUACUAAUUUCAUAAACUUCUCCAUCAAGGCCAAACUGGACAUAGUGCAGUCUAUGAUGGACUGCCUGUAUGCAAAAUGUAUCCCCUGUAUUACAGACUGUGUCAUGGCUGAGAUAGAGAAACUUGGGAUGAAAUAUCGAGUUGCUCUGAGAAUAGCGAAAGAUACUCGUUUCGAGCGACUUCCCUGCACACAUAAAGGAACAUACGCUGACGACUGCCUGGUCCAAAGAGUAACACAGCACAAGUGCUACAUUUUGGCCACCGUAGACAGAGACCUGAAGAGGAGGAUCCGGAAGAUUCCAGGUGUACCGAUCAUGUACAUCUCAAACCACAGGUACAACAUCGAAAGGAUGCCAGAUGACUAUGGCGCUCCGAGAUUCUAACGUUGAUGGGUGAUGGAGUGAGAAAUGGACUCGGAGGUCCAGUUGUAAUAUAACUUGAGCCAUAGGUUUUAUUGGUUCAAACUUGGUUCUUGGACUUUUGAGUAAUACUUUUGCUGUAAUAUUGAGUUUUUUUGUCAUGAGGGGUGUUGGUGGAGGUGGAGGGAGGGCGGUGGAGGACGUUGCAUUCAUGAAGAGAACUGCUGGUUCAUCUGUUUUACCAGUUUAUGAUUAUGUAUUGCAGUGCAAAUACAUUCCACCUUUCAAUGUGUGAAAAUGAAUAAAUAAGCCUGGAUUGAUGCA
This is a messenger RNA of Hypomesus transpacificus, 1003 nucleotides long. It is a transcript of the gene fcf1, whose product is annotated as FCF1 rRNA-processing protein. The transcript is spliced from 8 exons. NCBI's taxonomy places the organism in Eukaryota, Metazoa, Chordata, Actinopteri, Osmeriformes, Osmeridae. Gene Ontology annotation, cellular component: small-subunit processome; nucleolus. Bases 110 to 703 code for a protein of 197 amino acids. The record is from RefSeq and is a predicted model, not a curated record.